AUGUUCUCCGGAAAGGUCUCACGAUCUGUCAUCGAAUACCUCGUCGACAAGUCCAUCGAGACCGUUGAUCAUGCCAUCGGCCGCAGACGCGCCUUUGGCAACGACCUGGCCAGGCAACGCCUCAUGAGCUUUGUCUCAAAUGUCAUCUACCGCGCCGAGGUCCCCAUCGCCGUCAUCCUCGCAACACUUGUUUACAUCGAGCGCGCAAAGGAGCAUCUCCACAUCACAGUAGAGGACUUCGCCCACGAACGUGUCUUCCUCGGUGCAUUGAUUGUCGCGGCCAAGUACAUCAACGACGCGUCCCCCAAGAACGCCCACUGGGCGCUCUACACAGGCAUCUUCACCAAGCGCGACGUCUGCCUCGUCGAGCGCGAGUUCUUGUCGGUGCUGGAUUUCUGCCUCAUGCUGCAUGCCGACGACCUGCAGACCCAUUAUGACGCCCUCGUGAAGUACUGCGCCUCCGCCUCCGCCCGUCGCCGUCGGAUUCCCUCCGCGCUGCCUUCGCCCACGGAAGGUGUCCCCCAGCUCACCUCCGCCUGGAGCCCCAACUCGUCGGAUGCAUCCUCGCCCGCGUCGACCCCGCCGUCCACGCCCGAGGAAUUCCCCGAACAAGAGUUUAUCGACGAGCGCUACAUGGACAAGCGCAGCGACGACCUCGUCAACGCCUUCCGCUGCAUGUCUGUCUCGCAUCGAUCCCACCCCUCUUCACGGCCGGUUCCCGCCACCUAA
Schizophyllum commune H4-8 is the source of this 729-nucleotide messenger RNA. RefSeq lists its product as uncharacterized. Bases 1 to 729 code for a protein of 242 amino acids. Gene Ontology annotation, molecular function: protein kinase binding; cyclin-dependent protein serine/threonine kinase regulator activity. Gene Ontology annotation, biological process: regulation of cyclin-dependent protein serine/threonine kinase activity. The transcript has 4 exons. The record is from RefSeq and is a predicted model, not a curated record. Lineage: Eukaryota; Fungi; Basidiomycota; Agaricomycetes; Agaricales; Schizophyllaceae. Gene Ontology annotation, cellular component: cyclin-dependent protein kinase holoenzyme complex; nucleus.